Penicillium diatomitis is the source of this 4056-nucleotide messenger RNA. It is a transcript of the gene tcsC, whose product is annotated as putative two-component osmosensing histidine kinase (Bos1). The coding region runs from base 1 to 4056 and encodes 1351 amino acids. Lineage: Eukaryota; Fungi; Ascomycota; Eurotiomycetes; Eurotiales; Aspergillaceae. Gene Ontology annotation, cellular component: membrane. The transcript has 2 exons. Gene Ontology annotation, molecular function: phosphorelay sensor kinase activity. The record is from RefSeq and is a predicted model, not a curated record. Gene Ontology annotation, biological process: phosphorylation; phosphorelay signal transduction system; cellular hyperosmotic response.
AUGGCUGGCGCGGACGAGACGCUCGUGGCCGCGACGGCAGUGUUGCAGGCGCUCGCCCGCGAUGAAGUAGCAACGGGUUCUGCCUCCCCCCCUUCGAUUUCGAAUUCCCGGCGACCAACGGUGCCAAACCCUCCAGACUCCCCGGCCGCCUUCGAAGCCGAGUUGGAGGCCUUGGUGCGCCGUGUGCACCAUCUGGAAUUCCAAGCUGUCAGUCAUCACAAACUCCCUGACAAUACCCAGCAGACCACCCUGUCUGCUCACGGAUCUCACCAAAAGGACCCUGAUUUUUUGUGGACCUUUGGGCUCAAUCGCUUGUCGUCCGGUCAAGGUUCUGACUCUUCUUAUUGCCUUACACAGCAGCAAAGCCUGAAUCAACCCGGUCGGCGACAGGUGACCCCAUCGGGAAAUGACUCCAAAUCUCACCCUCCCCCGCAACAAGCCACCUCGGCAGGUGAACUCAACGACGAGGAGACCGACGAGGAAGAUGAGACCGGCGCCACCCGUCUGGUUCGAGAAGAAGACAUCAGUAUCCUCCGCAAUCACGUGCAGAAACAGGCCGAAGAGAUCAGCUUCCAGAAAGAUAUCAUCGCGCAGGUUCGAGAUGAGUUGCAAAAGCAGGAAGAGCACACCCGCCGUGCGCUCACCAAGGUGGAAAAUGAGGACGUGGUCUUGCUGGAACGCGAGCUUCGCAAGCAUCAGCAGGCGAACGAAGCUUUCCAGAAGGCCCUUCGAGAGAUCGGCGGCAUCAUCACUCAAGUGGCCAAUGGUGAUCUCUCGAUGAAGGUCCAGAUUCAUCCCUUGGAGAUGGACCCUGAAAUUGCAACCUUCAAACGCACGAUCAACACGAUGAUGGACCAGCUUCAAGUCUUUGGAAGUGAAGUCUCUCGCGUUGCCCGUGAAGUCGGCACGGAGGGUAUCCUCGGUGGUCAAGCGCAGAUCACUGGGGUGCACGGUAUUUGGAAAGAACUUACGGAAAACGUCAACAUUAUGGCCAAGAACCUGACGGAUCAGGUGCGAGAAAUCGCUGCCGUCACUACUGCCGUCGCUCACGGUGAUCUGAGUCAAAAGAUUGAGAGCCGGGCCCAGGGUGAGAUUUUGGAACUGCAACAGACGAUCAAUACCAUGGUGGACCAGCUACGGACCUUUGCUACGGAAGUCACACGAGUCGCCCGCGACGUCGGCACAGAAGGUGUCCUGGGUGGACAGGCACAGAUCGAAGGGGUACAGGGAAUGUGGAACGAACUGACAGUCAAUGUCAACGCUAUGGCCAACAAUCUAACAACACAAGUGCGAGAUAUUGCGACGGUCACCAAGGCCGUCGCAAAGGGUGACCUCACACAGAAGGUGCAAGCCAACUGCCGUGGAGAGAUUGCGGAGUUGAAGAAGAUUAUCAAUUCGAUGGUCGACCAACUUCGCCAAUUCGCCCAGGAGGUCACGAAGAUUGCCAAGGAGGUCGGUACUGAUGGUGUCCUAGGUGGACAGGCUACGGUCAAUGACGUCGAGGGUACCUGGAAGGAUCUCACGGAGAACGUGAACCGAAUGGCCAACAACCUGACCACCCAGGUGCGCGAAAUUGCGGAUGUUACAACGGCCGUCGCGAAGGGUGACUUGACAAAGAAGGUCACCGCAAACGUUCAGGGUGAAAUACUCGACCUCAAGAGCACUAUCAAUGGCAUGGUGGACCGACUGAAUACCUUUGCAUUUGAAGUCAGCAAAGUCGCCCGAGAAGUCGGAACUGAUGGUACGCUUGGCGGCCAGGCCAAGGUCGAUGAUGUGGAAGGCAAAUGGAAGGAUCUCACCGACAAUGUCAACACAAUGGCUCAGAAUCUCACGUCGCAAGUACGAAGUAUAUCGGACGUGACUCAAGCUAUCGCGAAGGGUGAUCUCAGCAAGAAGAUCGAAGUCCAUGCCCAGGGAGAAAUAUUGACCCUCAAAGUCACCAUCAACCACAUGGUGGGCCGACUAGCCAAGUUUGCAACAGAACUUAAAAAGGUCGCCCGCGAUGUAGGUGUUGACGGCAAGAUGGGCGGUCAAGCGAACGUUGAAGGAAUCGCAGGAACCUGGAAGGAGAUCACAGAGGACGUCAAUACCAUGGCCGAGAAUCUAACGUCUCAAGUGCGCGCCUUUGGUGAAAUCACGGAUGCCGCCACCGACGGUGAUUUCACCAAGCUUAUUACGGUGAACGCAUCCGGCGAAAUGGACGAGCUCAAACGGAAGAUCAACAAGAUGGUUUCAAAUCUGCGAGACAGUAUUCAGCGCAACACCGCGGCCAGGGAAGCUGCCGAACUCGCGAAUCGCACCAAAUCCGAAUUCCUUGCGAAUAUGUCGCACGAGAUUCGAACGCCGAUGAACGGUAUUAUUGGCAUGACCCAACUUACCCUCGACACGGACGAUCUCAAGCCCUACACGCGCGAAAUGUUGAAUGUGGUACACAACUUGGCGAACAGUCUACUCACCAUCAUUGAUGACAUACUGGAUAUUUCCAAGAUCGAAGCAAACAGGAUGGUCAUUGAAAGCAUCCCAUUCACUGUGCGUGGCACAGUCUUCAAUGCGCUCAAGACCUUGGCCGUGAAGGCCAACGAGAAAUUCCUCAGUUUGACGUACCAGGUCGACAACACUGUUCCAGACUAUGUCAUUGGUGAUCCUUUCCGUCUGCGACAAAUCAUUCUGAACUUGGUCGGCAAUGCCAUCAAGUUCACGGAGCAUGGCGAAGUCAAGCUCACAAUUCGAAAGUCCGAUCGCGAACAAUGCACCACCAACGAAUAUGCCUUUGAAUUCUCGGUCUCCGAUACUGGCAUUGGAAUCGAGGAGGACAAACUUGACCUGAUCUUCGAUACAUUCCAACAGGCCGAUGGUAGCACCACACGCAGGUUCGGUGGUACGGGUCUUGGUCUGUCCAUCUCUAAACGUCUAGUCAACCUCAUGGGAGGUGAUGUGUGGGUUACGUCUGAGUAUGGACACGGCAGCACUUUCCACUUCACCUGUGUGGUGAAGCUCGCCGAUCAAUCCCUGAAUGUCAUUGCCUCCCAACUCUUGCCCUAUCGAAACCACCGAGUCUUGUUCAUUGACAAGGGCCAUAACGGCGCUCAGGCCAUGAAUGUCAUGAAGAUGUUAAAGCAGAUCGAGUUGGAACCCUUGGUCGUACGCAACGAGGAGCAUGUGCCUCCACCAGAGAUUCAGGACCCUUCCGGGAAAGAAUCUGGCCAUGCGUACGAUGUCAUUAUCGUGGAUUCAGUGGACACCGCUCGAGUCCUGCGUACUUUCGACGAGUUCAAGUAUAUUCCGAUUGUAUUGGUCUGUCCCCUGGUCUGUGUCAGCUUGAAGUCCGCAUUGGACCUGGGUAUCAGCUCCUACAUGACUACGCCCUGCCAGCCCAUCGACAUGGGUAACGGUAUGCUCCCCGCGUUGGAGGGACGAUCUACUCCUAUCACGACUGACAACUCCCGCUCCUUUGACAUUCUUCUUGCCGAGGACAAUGAUGUGAACCAGCAGCUGGCGGUCAAGAUACUGCAACGGCACAACCACAAUGUGUUCGUGGUGGGUAACGGUCUGGAGGCCGUCGAAGCCGUUAAGAAGCGACGUUAUGACGUGAUUCUCAUGGAUGUGCAAAUGCCGGUCAUGGGUGGAUUUGAGGCCACCGGUAAGAUUAGAGAGUACGAGCGAGAGAGCGGUCUGCAGCGGACGCCCAUUAUCGCUCUUACAGCACACGCUAUGCUGGGCGAUCGUGAGAAGUGUAUUCAAGCUCAGAUGGACGAGUAUCUGUCCAAACCACUGAAGCAGAACCAGAUGAUGCAGACGAUCCUGAAGUGUGCAACACUUGGUGGGUCCUUGCUCGAGAAGAGCAAAGAGUCUCGAAUCUCAAGCAGUGGAGAGAUGCAUCCGUUGCAUUCUUCCUCGGUUCCUGAGAAUCAGCAGAGUGGGCGGCCAGGCCUGAUCGAGGCCCGGGCGACAUCCAGCACGGGUCCACCCACGCGAGGCACUCCAGCCGAACCGGAAGAUUCAGAAAUGGCUGAUGACAUUGAUCGCACGUUAUUGUUACGGUCCAACAGUACUUGA